GAGGCAAAGGCCUUGAACGACCGCGGCUGGACACACCUUUGCCAGGGACGACGCCACGAAGCUUUGGAAGAUUUUUCUCGAGCCAUCGAGCUGGAUGAGGAGUUGGCUGAGGCCUACAACAACCGCAGCAUCGCUCGAAGACUCGAAGGUGUUGAAGGUGCUGCAGAGGAUGAAGACUUGGCAGAUGCCUUGACAAUGCACGAUUUGGAAGCUCAGAUGCGGCUGCGACAGCAGCGGAAGUGGAUGUGCGUCGGCUACAACGCACGAGGAGAACCAGAAGGCGAGAAACUUGCGACUGAUGCCGAUUUCCUGAUCUCCUUUGCAAGUCCAGACAGAGAUGAAAACAAUCGGAUCCUGCACGAACUGAAGACGGGAGUCAACUAUGAUGGGGGUCUUCGACCGGUGACCUUCUGCACCGACAAGUCACUGGGGAUGGGGCUCCACAUCAACGAAGCGCAAGAGAUGAGACGCUGGAACCCGAUUUUUUCGGACCUGGAUCAGCCCCGGCAGCCGGGAGAAUAUCCUCCCUGGUUCAAGCACUACAAAGAGGCCGCCAAUGAAACCAGGCACGGACUCCUCAUUUUGCAGCUGACCGAUUCAUAUUUGAAGUCGAAAGCCUGCCGGUGGGAGUUUGGAUAUGUGCGAAAACCCGAGCUUGUGCACGUCUAUGUGCCCAGUGGCGACAAGUCGCCAGGCAGAAUCGUGAAAUGGGAGGAGCUCAUGGAAGAUGUCGAGCUUUGCAAGCAACUCUUCGGAGGCGCUUUGGGCCGCACGAUCCAGGCGAACUUGGAUGCAGAAGAUCCCACAAUGCAAGGCACAUUGACGCAACUUGAGAAGAUGGCCGAGACUGCAGAGGAACAGGAACACCAGGUGUGGUGCGAGCUUCCUUUUCGACAAUUGGCUUACAACUUCGCCGCGAACACUUUCGGGGAGGAAAGUGUAGACACCAUGCGCAGCGCAGGCAAGCUGAUUGUUGUCUUCAAUCAAACUGGAUUUGCAGCCAAAGCCCAACAAAUUGGAAAGGAUUUGUUGGAGAAAAUGGAGAAGAAAUUUGGCAAAGACCACUUCAUCGUAGCCACAACUUUGACAAAUCUGGGCAUUGCGCAUGGAGACCUGGGUGACUACAGGCAGAAGAAGGACCUGCUCGAGCGUGCCCUGCGAAUCACGGAGCAGCACUACGGGAAAGAACAUCCCGAAGUAGCAGCGUCUUUGGCAAGUUUGGGCAAUGCGCAUGGAAGCCUGGGCAACUACAGCCAGCAGAAGGACCUGCUCGAGCGUGCCCUGCGAAUCACGGAGCAGCACUACGGGAAAGAACAUCCCUAUGUAGGAGUGACUUUGACAAAUCUGGGCAAUACGCAUGAAAGCUUAGGCGACUACAGACAGCAGAAGGACCUGCUCGAGCGUGCCCUGAGAAUCAAGGAGCAGCACUACGGGAAAGAACAUCCCGAAGUAGCCAUUACUUUGACAAAUCUGGGCAAUGCGCAUGGAUACCUGGGCAACUACAGACAGCAGAAGGACCUGCUCGAGCGUGCCCUGAGAAUGUUCGAGCAGCACUACGGGAAAGAACAUCUCGAAGUAGCCAAGACUUUGGCAAAUCUGAGCAAUGCGCAUGAACGCUUAGGCGACUACAGACAGCAGAAGGACCUGCUCGAGCGUGCCCUGAGAAUGUUCGAGCAGCACUACGGGAAGGAUCAUCCAGAAGUAGCCAAGAUUUUGAACAAUCUGGGCAAUGCGCAUGGAUUGGGCGACUACAGACAGAAGAAGGACCUGCUCGAGCGUGCCCUGAGAAUCAAGGAGCAGCACUACGGGAAAGAACAUCCCCAAGUAGCCAUUACUUUGGCAAAUCUGGGCAAUGCGCAUGGAUACCUGGGCAACUACAGCCAGCAGAAGGACCUGCUCGAGCGUGCCCUGACAAUCCUGGAGCAGCACUACGGGAAGGAUCAUCCACAUGUAGCGAUUACCGUGUUCAAUCUCAGCGCAGCUCAUGAAUGUCUGGGAGAUGUUCGCCGAGCAAAGGAGCUGGUGGAGCGUGCUUUCAAGAUCUGGGUGGAGCAUGGCCACCCCUAUGCAGACACAGCUCAGCGUCGCCUGGCAGAGAUGGAGGUCAAGAUGAUGCAGAUAUCCAGCGCAGCUGUGAGGCCCUCAGUGCUGGCUUCGGACGGCCAUGCUGUCUGGCUGUGGAAUGUGAAGACUUAGAAUCAUGAUGCAAAGGUUGUAGAAGAUCCAGACGGGCUGGAAGCCGUCCGAAGAUCCCUCCAGGA
Molecule: messenger RNA, 2261 nt
Organism: Cladocopium goreaui
Lineage: Eukaryota; Dinophyceae; Suessiales; Symbiodiniaceae
Source: the annotation of a GenBank genome assembly